Messenger RNA from Cladocopium goreaui, 1797 nucleotides. The record is from the annotation of a GenBank genome assembly. NCBI's taxonomy places the organism in Eukaryota, Dinophyceae, Suessiales, Symbiodiniaceae.
AUGGACUGCAGGCAAGAUGAGCAACGCUUUUUGCAGCUGGGCGGAGAGGUGCAGCCGGGAAGGGCCCGUUGGCAGCGACGCAGCAAAGUUUCGAAGCCAUUGGGGAGUGCGACCUUGAAGACCAACAUCCUUGGAAUCCAAAAGGCUGUUGGUCGUGCUCUUGGACCUGACGGAAACUCGGAGAUGCUGUCCCUGGCUGGGAAAGACAAAGUGCCCAAAGGCGCCGCAAAUCUUCACAUCUAUGGCUUUGUGGGAGCCAUUUGCGUUGGCAUCGUCGGACUCCAGUUUUUCGCAGCGAAGCUGCCAAAGAUGUCAUGUCUGGAGCAACUGAAUCUGCAGCGGAAGGCUCAGCACAUUUUCACAGGCCUUGCUCUGGCGCAAAUCUUCCUUCUGUUCUCUGAGCAGACCUGCAUCUUAGCCUUGGGCGCGGGGACCUUGUCGCUGUUUCUGCUACAGAUGGGGCGCUGGGCAAAUGACGCGGUGAACGUGGAGUUUCUCAGGGUCUUUGGACAAAUGAUGAAGGAGGAAGAGAGGACUAGCCGCCGACCGCCGGCUGCCUUCUAUUUCCUGAUGGGUUUGUUCUUUUGUUUGGUCAGCUUCCCCCGACGCCUCACCUUGCUCUGCACUCUCAUCGCUACUCUGGCGGACCCCAUGGCCGCGGUGGGUGGCCUGCUCUUUGGCGGCCCUCAGCUGCUCUCUGGGCCGAACCGCGGCACCAAGACGCUGGCAGGAUCGACCACCUGCGGCCUCGUUGCAUGCCUUCUGGCGGUGGCUGUUGUGCGGACGACGAGCGAGGAACUGCUCACAAGGGCCGACACGCUGGUGCUGGGACUAUUGAGUGGCCUCUCUGCUGCCAGCUGUGAAGUGGCAGGAGGCCUGUUUGUGUACCUGGACGACAAUAUGCUGAUUAGCUUUGGAACUGGGUUGCUACUGCUCCUGGUGUCAUUUCUAGCGCGCUCCAUGGGCUUCUUGGUGCGUGAAGGGCGCCAAAACAGGCUGCGAAUUAGCGGCCCUGCAGCUGCUGAUGACGUGCACACCUACGCAGAAGACGAGAACCUCCACUUGCAGCUGCUACGACCCAAAGAAACGACUCCUGAGUCAAAACCAGGCUGCGUGGUGCUGCUGCAUGGUGGGUCCUGGAUCUCAGGGUCGCCCUCGCAGUUCUACGACCAUGCGCAGGCAGUCUCCAAGGAACUUGGGGUGGCAGUGGCCACAUGCCAGUAUCGAUUGAUGCUAACUCAUCCUCGCGCCGACGUUCCGUUCGAUGCUGUUGAGGAUGCUGAGAGGUGUGUCAGCUAUCUCUCCGACAAGGCAGACGAGCUUGGCUUGGAUCGCAACCGGUUCGUCCUGGGGGGUCUCAGUGCCGGAGGCCACCUGGCAGCGAUGGCGGCCUUGGAGCGCGGCCGAGAGUUGGGCCUGGCAGGCUUGGUGCUUUUGAACCCUGUGCUUGACCUGGACUUUCAUGCCGGCUGGCGCAGGCAGACACCUGCGAUUUGGUUGGGUUCCCAUCUACUGCGAGCCUUCUAUAGUGAGGAAGCACUCCACCAAAAGUCGCCGCUGCAUCAGGUGAGGAGUUUGCCGUUUCCGACCCUCAUCCUGCAUGGAGAGGAGGAUAAAUUGAUUCCCUUGGCACAGUCCAAGGCAUUUAUGGAGGAGAUGCAAAGGUCCAACAAUGAUUGCAAGGUGGUUCCCUUCCCGCAGGUGGACCACGACUUUCUGCUGGCUCCUCCGGAGUUGGCGCAACGACACCUCUGCACUCUUGGCAACUUUCUCCGCACUGCUGGAGUCGUACACUGA